Messenger RNA from Cucurbita moschata (crookneck pumpkin), 2465 nucleotides. Its product is annotated as pollen receptor-like kinase 1. Gene Ontology annotation, molecular function: ATP binding; protein kinase activity; protein binding. Gene Ontology annotation, biological process: protein phosphorylation. The transcript is spliced from 3 exons. Lineage: Eukaryota; Viridiplantae; Streptophyta; Magnoliopsida; Cucurbitales; Cucurbitaceae. The coding region runs from base 267 to 2222 and encodes 651 amino acids. The record is from RefSeq and is a predicted model, not a curated record.
GUGUCGCACAAAAUGUUCUCGUAGCCUUUCUUUCUGUCUCUCCAAUUCUGAAUCCUAUUCUUAGCUCUGUUUUUUGCCCCUCCGUCCGUACAUCCUCUGUUUCCCUCUUUCUUCAAUGCCAUCAAGUGCCCUCUUUCCCUUCACCCCUUCUUCAGCCCCCUCACACCCACACAAGCACCUUCUCCUUUAAUUGCCUAACCACCGCGGUCUUAAUUAAAAGGGCGCGCACGCCGCCGCCGCGUGCAUUACCAUAAAAUUUCAGAACUAUGGCAAGCCCAUCUCCACCGCCGGCGACCUCCACCACCUUCACCAUCCUUCUCAUUUUGAUAUCCUUUGAGGUCUUCUCAUCGAAGGCUGCUUCUACAGACGCAGAAGCGCUUCUCAAGUUCAAAGGGUCUCUGGAAAUGAACAAUGAUGUGUUGGGAAAUUGGUCCGCCGGGUCCUCCCCUUGCACCGGCGACAAGGCGAACUGGGUCGGGAUUCUUUGCGAGAAGGGGAAUGUCUGGGGAUUGAAGCUUGAGAACAUGGGGCUCAAGGGUCACAUUGACGUUGAGUCUCUGGAAGGGGUGCCCCAAUUAAGGUCAAUCAGUCUUAUGAAGAAUGACUUUGAUGGGUCUCUGCCGGACGUCAAGAGACUCGGGGCAUUGAAAUCCCUGUAUUUGUCAGGAAACCACUUCUCAGGGGACAUUCCUGGGGAUAAAUUUUCAGGCAUGUUGUCUUUGAAGAAAGUUUAUUUGGCUCAGAACCAUCUGGAGGGGCAGAUUCCUUGGUCCUUGGCUGAGUUGCCACGAUUGUUGGAGCUGAGGCUUGAAGCGAACCACUUUUCUGGCCAAAUUCCUAAUUUUGCACAGAAGACAUUGAAGGUCUUUAAUGUCUCCGGCAAUGAACAACUUCGUGGCUCAAUCCCACGAGCUUUCAGCAACUUCGAUCCAUCCUCCUUUAAAGGCCUUCACUGUUUAUGUGGAAAACCACUUGAUAAGCCAUGCACCACUUCAAAAAUGCCAUCAAUUGCGAGCAUCAUAAUGGUUUCAAUAGCUGUGACAGCGGCUCUACUUGCCAUCGGAGCCGGAAUAGUCAUCCUUAGCCGUCGAAACCAAUCGUCUUCUAAUGAAGAGAAUCCAGCCCACAGCAAAUCUCCAAAUGCUGGUGUGUCAAGUCCAGCAAUCGGGUUGAGGUCACCCGAUCGAGGCUCCAGUCAUGGAAGCGUGGCGGGUAAACGGGCAGCCGAGAGUGCUAAGUUGUCAUUUGUAAGAGAUGAUACAGAGAGGUUUGAUUUAUCAGACUUGCUUAAAGCCAAUGCAGAAAUCCUAGGAAGUGGAUGCUUUGGAUCUUCCUACAAAGCAGCCUUGACCAAUGGACCUGUGAUGGUUGUGAAGAGAUUCAAGCAAAUGAACAAUGUGGACAGAGAGGAAUUCCAAGAACAUAUGAGGAGAAUUGGAAGGUUGAAACACCCCAACUUACUUCCUCUCGUCGCCUACUACUACAAAAAGGAAGAAAAACUUCUCAUUACAGACUAUGUUGAGAAGGGUAGCUUGGCUGUUCAACUUCACGGGCACCAAGCCGUGGGACAACCAGCCAUUGAUUGGCCUUCAAGGUUGAAGAUCAUCAAGGGCGUUGCAAAGGGUCUUCGUCAUCUCUAUGCUGAACUUCCGAGUCUUAUAACCCCACACGGCCAUCUCAAGUCCUCAAAUGUCCUUCUCAAGGCCAAUUUUGAGCCCCUUCUUUCAGACUAUGGCUUGAUCCCGGUUGUGAACCAAGAACACGCCCAAGAGCUAAUGGUGGCUUACAAAUCUCCCGAGUACAUUCAACUAGGUCGCAUCACAAAAAAGACAGACGUGUGGAGCUUUGGGAUGUUGAUCUUUGAGAUUCUAACUGGGAAAUUCCCAGCCAACUUUCUGCGUCAGAGCAAGAGUGGCAGCGAGGAGGAAGAUUUGGCAAGUUGGGUCAAAUCUAUUCCUGAAAAAGAAUGGAUCGGCCAAGUGCUUGAUAAGGACAUGGGGCCAACCAAGAACAGUGAUGGUGAGAUUACGAAGCUACUGAAGAUUGCAAUAGCAUGUUGCGAGAACGACUUCGAGAAGAGAAUGGAUUUGCGAGAGGUUGUGGAGAAGAUCGAGGAGUUGAAAGAAAAAGAUGGGGAUGAAGAUUUCUAUUCAUCAUACGCAAGUGAAGCUGAUAUUAGAUCUUCAAGAGGGUUAUCUGACGAACUCAAUUUCGCCAUAUGAGCUGGUGCUCGAUUUAAAAAGCCUAUAAAGCAACAGUGAGGCCUAAAUGGGAAGACUUAAAUGGCAUGCUAAUUCUAACUGAAAGAGGAGAGGUUGAAGAUGAAGAUAUAAAGUGGAGACAGGGCUUUCCGAUGUAUAGGUUCUGAAGGUAGAACGGCAAAUUAAUGUGUGUUUGCUUUGGCUCCACAAUAGGGAAGUUGGGAUGCAUGAUUGAUAAUUCUCUCCUGGGUGAAAAUCUCUAAA